UGAGGAACAGUUUCAUUUGAAAAAUGCACACUCUGUGAAUAGGGUCUCAUCAUUAACGUGUCUAUCCCUUUUCUUCUGCUUGUUCUCUUCUCUUCUAUUACUUUUAUGUUUGUUUCCGGAGAAUAACGUAAUUGGGAUUUUGGUUUUCACACAAAAGGUUUUAAUUUUAGAGGUAAAAUGGAAGGGAAUAAGCAAAAGGGUAUGUCGUUGUCCUUCACUUCUGAGUUCUUUGGGUCCAUCAAAGAGUCUCACCUUCCUCCUCCUUCUUCCGCUGGUGGGAUUUUUGGGUCCAUUUUUUCCCCUUUAUCGUCCAAGACCAAGGUGUUGGGGAGAGAAUCUCUGCUGUCUGAAUUGAGUCGCAAAAUUGCCAAUGAAACCCGGAACUCCAAAAUUGAUCACUACUCCAAGGGCAGUGGUAGCGAAGCUCAGAACAGUGUGAAUAAUAUGAGUUCCAUCUAUCAGGAUCAGAGAGUUCAACCGUGUCACCUUAGUUCAUCAAUUUAUUAUGGGGGCCAGGACAUCUGUCCUAGUCCUCAGAGUACCCAUAAUGAGGGGUUCAACACUUUGCCGUACCAGAAUGAUGUCGGAGAUGAUGAGUCAGAACUUGCUUCAAGAGGAAACUGGUGGCAAGGGUCUCUCUAUUAUUAAGAUCACCCUUACCAAGGCAUGGGCUGCCCAAGGUACAUAGCAGCAUAUUUAGCAGUGUAGUCCAUCAUUUGUUAUAUGGAAGAGCUAUACAGUAGUGUUACGGACAACAAUUGGCUUUCUUUGGCUUUGACAGAAUCAUCACAUGAAUCUAUUAUCAUGUAUGUUUCUUUUUUCUUUUACUGUAAAGGACGUUAUGCUAUGUCAUCCUGUUGGAAAAAGUUAUAUAGGAAUUGUUAGCAUCAUCAGCUACUAUUGUGUGGCUGAACCUCUACACAAUUAUUUGCUUCAAUGGAAGAAGCUCUUUACUUGCAUCACGUCUGUAUUAGUACUUCAGCUAUGAUUGUAGAUAAAUAUGCCUGACACAGUUUGAUCU
Vigna angularis (adzuki bean) is the source of this 1021-nucleotide messenger RNA. RefSeq lists its product as uncharacterized. Bases 178 to 648 code for a protein of 156 amino acids. The record is from RefSeq and is a predicted model, not a curated record. The transcript is spliced from 6 exons. NCBI's taxonomy places the organism in Eukaryota, Viridiplantae, Streptophyta, Magnoliopsida, Fabales, Fabaceae.